GGUGACGUCAGGGCUGGAUACUGGGAGAGCCGGAAGUGAUCCGGACGGACUCGUCGCAGGUUCGAAGCUGAGACAGGAGCCGGAAGCGGAGCGCGGAUACCGGGGACACAGCAGCGACUCACCGUUCCCUCUGACCGGAGCCGCAGUCGUCGUGGACGUUGGAGUGACGCAGCCUCUCUGAAGAUGUGGAAGGCCUCAGCAGGACAGACGGUCAGCGUGCCGCUCGAUGAGGGAGGCGAUGACUGGGAGACCGACCCGGACUUUGAGAACGACGUGUCGGAGAAGGAGCAGCGCUGGGGCGCCAAGACGGUGGCCGGCUCGGGACACCAGGAGCACAUCAACAUCCACCAGCUGCGUGAGACGGUGUCCACAGAGCACACCAGCCUGAGGCAGAAGGAGCAGGACAAGGAGCCCAAGGCCUCGCACGGCUACGGGGGGAAGUUCGGAGUGCAGCAGGACCGCAUGGACAAGUCCGCUGUGGGACACGACUACCAGAGCAAGUUGUCCACCCACUGCUCCCAGACGGACACGUCCAAGGGCUUCGGGGGGAAGUUUGGAGUUCUGGACGACCGCGUGGACAAGUCGGCGGUCGGGUUCGAGUACGCCGGGAAGACGGAGAAACACGCCUCGCAGACAGACUACUCCACUGGGUUCGGGGGGCGAUACGGCGUGCAGGCGGAUCGGGUCGACCAGAGCGCCAUGGGCUUCGAUUACCAGGGAAAGACCGAGAAGCACGAGUCCCAGAAAGACUACACGAAAGGCUUCGGAGGAAAGUUUGGCAUCGAGACCGACAAGGUGGACAAAAGCGCCAUGGGCUUCGAGUACCAGGGCAAAACGGAGAAGCACGAGUCACAGAAAGACUAUGUGAAGGGCUUUGGGGGGAAGUUUGGUGUCCAGACCGACCGACAGGAUAAAUCCGCUCUGGGAUGGGACCAUCAGGAGAAACUGCAGCUCCACGAGUCUCAGAAAGACUAUAAGCGUGGGUUUGGAGGGCACUAUGGGGUAGAGGAGAGGCGGGACCAGUGUGCCCUCGGCUAUGAGCACAAGGAGAGCCUGCCCCCCCACGAGCAACAGAAAGUCACCUUCACUCGUCUCCUGUCCACAGAUUACUCCAAAGGCUUUGGAGGGAAGUUUGGAGUCCAGAACGACCGCAUGGACAAGAGCGCGGGGACGUUUGAGGACGUGGACAAGCCGACAUCAUCUUAUCAGAAAACCAAACCUGUGGAGGCCGUCGGCAGCGGCACAGGAAGCAUCAAGGCUCGCUUCGAGAACAUCGCCAAGCAGAAGGAGGAGGAGGACAGGAAGAGGACGGAGGAGGAGCGAGCGCGUCGGCAGGCCAAGGAGAAGCAGGAGCAGGAGGAGGCGCGCCGUAAAAUCCAAGAGACGCCCAAAGCUCCGUCUCCUGCUCCUGCUGCGAGUCCCAGCCCCGCCCCCAGCCCCACCCCACCCGUCCAGCGCAACCCCACCCCCAGCCCCACCCCACCCGUCCAGCCCGCUGCAGCACCGGCACCAUACGUGGUGGAAGCAGCUGAGGAGCACGGAGAGCAGCUGUACGAGGCCGAGCCGCAGAGUCAGCCCGACCAGCAGGAGGAGCUGUACCUGACUCCUGAGGAUGCCAAGGCCACAGACACGCAGCAGGACGAGUACAGCGAGGACGUCGGGCUGACGGCGGUCGCUCUGUACGAUUACCAAGCAGCCGGAGAGGACGAGAUCUCCUUCGACCCGGACGACAUCAUCACCAACAUCGAGAUGAUCGACGAGGGCUGGUGGAGGGGCGUGUGCAGAGGCUCCUACGGCCUGUUCCCGGCCAACUACGUGGAGGUCCGGCAAUGAUGACCCCUCCCCCCCCCCCCCCCACGAGAGGACCCGCCUCCUCCUGCAGGAGAAGAGGAAGGAGACCAUUUAAAAUCCCUGUUGUUUUUAUUCCUUUUCACACUUUCCUCUGUUCACAUCAUCUGAUGCUUCAACGCUGCCUGAGACGUCCUCAGGUCUCCUGUCCGCCUUCCUUUACCCCCCCCACCUCUGGCCCAUGUUCAGUCCAUGUCGCUCUGUGCAGCAGCAGACGAGGAGGAAGAGUCGUGUUCCACUGACACUAAGAGAAUCUAUAGAAAGAAGCUUUGCUCUGCUCUGCUGCUCUGGAGAAGCUUCUCAGCCACGAGCUGCAUGUGUAGGUCGAAGGUUCUUCUCCUUCUCAAGGUUCUGAUCAGGUGUUGAAGAUUCUUCACGUAAAGCCAAGUUCACACUACAUGAUCUUAAAGCCGUCAGAUUCCCUGUCGGUUUGCUCAUGGGCUCUGGUCGAGUUAAUUGAGCCUGAGCUGCUCGCUCUCAUCUUCACAACAGCUUCACCUCCUCCACGAUCAGUCGGACCCUCUGUGUCUCUUCUCCUCUGUGUUGUGUCCCCCCCCCCCCCGUCAGUCAGCCGUGUCGUGUGAACUCAGACCAACAGCAGGUCGUAGUGUGAGCUGCUCUGUGAUGGGUUUGAAAGUCAUGUAGUGUGAACUCUGCUUUAACGUCGUGUGCGUCUUCAGUAGCUCGAGCUUUAAGGUCAGCAGGAGCAGUCUCAUGUGGACUAGACCUCCACUCUGGAUUAUUCUGUAUAUUGAUGCUUUAUUGUGUCCGGUGCAUUGACUGUGGACCAAACCACCGCUGACUCCUCGUGGUCGGUCUGAGAACCAGUUGCUGGUUUGCACAGGAGUUUAAAUUCCAGGUUGAAGCUGCACUAGUUGAUUUAUUGAGCUUCCUGUCGAGUGAAUCAGUUUGAUUACGUGUGAUCAAUAACGAGGCUUCCUCCUUUACUGACGCUUCAGGGGCCCAACUGUCCAAUGACAAGAGAAACAGAAACACUAUAGUUCAUAGUAUUAUUUGAAUCCUCUUCAUACAUUCUACAGGUUAAUUACCGAUGUUUAGAAUCAUGUACAGAGGUGAAGAGUUGUGAUGUGUAUUUGUGGAUGCUCCUGUUUUUGUGUAUGAUUUUCGAUGAGGAGUGAUGACGACUGACCUCAAUAUGACCAACCUGCAGAGAACAUCAGUCAGGGAAGAGGCCUUCAGCGAGUUCUCCAAACACUAAUUAUUUCUGACAGACGACUGGUCUGCAGAUGGCAGGAGUGUAGCUUAGACAGGUGUGUGUGUGGGAGAGAGAGAGAGAACUUUCAUUGAAUUCAUCUUUUGGGGUUUAAUAAUAAAAAGUGACCUUUUUCAAAUGCAUUAUUUUUAUCUGUACCUCUGUUUGCUUGAGUCACUUCAUUACCUGCUUGUUCUUUUUUUUUAGUUUCAAUAAAUAAACUAUCAAUGAUUAAA
Messenger RNA from Platichthys flesus (European flounder), 3297 nucleotides. RefSeq names its product src substrate cortactin-like. The coding region runs from base 184 to 1833 and encodes 549 amino acids. Lineage: Eukaryota; Metazoa; Chordata; Actinopteri; Pleuronectiformes; Pleuronectidae. The record is from RefSeq and is a predicted model, not a curated record. Gene Ontology annotation, molecular function: actin filament binding. Gene Ontology annotation, biological process: regulation of actin filament polymerization. The transcript has 16 exons. Gene Ontology annotation, cellular component: cortical actin cytoskeleton; lamellipodium; plasma membrane.